UCACAGUCUCGCGAUGUUUGAUACAAUGUUUUAAAAUGGCUACAUUGUAGCUGGGUUAAUGUUGCGAACGUCAUCUUGUGACAAUAUCGGACAUUCCUCUGAAGCUGGCGAGAGCACAGCAGCGCUGCUCGAAUUGAAUUGCUGACAGAGUCAUCAGAUAAAGUUGUUUCUCGGGAGUCCGGUGUUGCAUCUCCCCCAUGUGAGGCCUUGUCUUACUAUGAGCCUCGACCCAGUCCUGGAACGAACAUGUUUCUCAGAACAGAGCCAGAAAAGGGUGUGGUAGCCACCACCCAAUCACUGGAGGGGAAAGUGUAUAAAUGUUGUACCAAUGACUGCAAACAGUCUUUCUCCAGUAUGCAUCAUCUAAUGAAUCAUAUGAAAGUGCAUCACAAACCUAAUCGAUACUUCAAAUGUGAAGCAUGUAAACUACGUUUUCGAACCCAUCGAUCUCUACUCAAACAUAUGCACAUAUGUUUUAACACUGCAACAAAUGCUCUUCCUCAAAAGGUAGAGAAGCAGUGUCCCAGCCCUUUGCCGGUCGGUGAAUCAGACGCUCUGAUUAAACAGCCAGUCCAAGUGGAGCCAGUGAAAUUUCAAAGUGUUAUUAAGCAGCUUGAAAAGGAUAGCAGUGUAGCAAACAUGGAUACCAUCAGCAAGGCAUCUAAUUCAAGGUCACUCACACCACUCCCAAAUCCCCUACCAACUCUUCACACACCACUAAGCUCAAUGCCAUUGGUCUCUGCAACCCCACAUUCAUUUUCACUGUUGGAGCCAUCUCUGUUUGCCACACCCAGCCUGAGUAGGUUUCCUAGCCAAGCACACAAUCCAGUGCCUGGGCCCUUCAUUCCAUUUGUGCACCCUGCACCUUACAGUCUGUCCCAAAGUCCUACACAGACACGCCUUCGGUCUUACAUUCCCUCUGAAAGUCUACCAUUCUCCAGUGCGGUCUGGAGAAAGAGUGCAGCUCAAUCUGCAAACAGCCGAAUUGUGUGGGAACAUACCAGGGGCCGAUAUAGUUGCAUGCAGUGUCCAUUCUCGAGUCUGUCACGGGAGGAAAUGACCUUGCAUUUGCAAGAGCACAACAAAAUCCUCAGCAGCAGGUUACCGAACGAGAUGGGUGUGUUCGUGAAUGCUGGCAACAACUAUGGCGCUCUGCCAAUGCAAUUCAGUGAAUCCCUGUUUACCUAAGUUUACGUGGACUGAGGCCUGUGUUCAGAAAGGCAGUCACCAGGAUUAUGCGCUUGACAGUUGAAAGUUCAGCAAUAUAUAUUGUGGUUGUUGGUGAAUUUGGGUCUAGUGAAUUUUGUUCUGUUGGGAGUUCACAUAAAAUUAUAAAGACCAGCUUGCACCAAAAGAAGCAGCCAUCUGUAUGUGCCAUCAAGAUGCAGUGUGAAGUGGCACUCUGUAUUUCUGGAGGUGAUAGUGCAUUUCAUUUAUGUUUCAUGCAAUGCUUCUUCCCCUCAAGUCAUUAACACCUCGUUGACCUACAAUUUCAUGGGUUUCAAAUGCCCUUUGCAGCAUCUUGCCCCAUCCCUGUUCAUGGUAAAAUAAUCAGCCCCGUUUGAUCCCAAGGCUCAUUCAGUGUCAUCUGACUUCCACGCAUCUAUAUUUCAGCUGGAUAGUCUUCAACUUUCCCCUUUUGACCCAGAUCUCUAAGGACAGUUGUGGCACCUCUACCUUGGUAAAAUCUAAGGAUCAGACAUGGGAUUUUCCUUCUUUGUAUUGUUCAGUUGCCCUGGCUUAACCUGUUAAGCAUCCAAAGAAACCCUGAGACAGUAUUUUGCACAUUAACAAUUGUACCUGCUCUUUAGUGCUGAGGUUACCAGCAGAUUUGACCUUUGUAGUUCUAUUUAAUAACGGGCUUAUUCAUUUCUGAGUCAAGGGCCUGUGGAUUUAAAGGAUAUUUACAACAUUUUUUUCAUUUACUUAAUCAAAAGCUUUAUUUUCUCAACAUCUUUCUGUAGAAAACUAUGUAUCUUUAGCUUUAUUGACAACUUUUAGCUUUCUAUACAAAUGUAACUGAGGCACAACUUGUUUGCUCUUGGUUUGAUAAUGCAACAUGAUAUCAAUUCUAAAAGCCCCAAGAUAUCUCUCUUAUUUAUAAAAACCGAAGGAACUGCGGAUGCUGUAAAUCAGGAACAAAAGCAGAAGUUGCCGGAAAAGCUCAGCAGGUCUGGCAGCAUCUGUGAAGAAGAAAAUCGGAGUUAACGUUUCGGGUUCAGUUCUGAGGAAGGGUCACCAGACCCAAAAUGUUAACUCUGAUUCUUUUCUUCACGGACACUGCCGGACCUGCUGAGCUUUUCCAGCAACUUUGUUUUUUUUAAUCUCUUAUUUAUAAUGUAUUUGAGCACUGUCAGGUAUACUCUAGAACACAAGUUUUGACAUUUUGGGGAUCCCAUUAAAAUUUUUGAUUUUAGCAAUUGCAUUUCAAACAGUUGCCUCACUGCUUUUCGGUAUUUGUUGUACUCCAAGAUAUCAACCAUGAGCAACUGUCUAUGUGGGGUUUGUACAUUUCUCUCCCCACCUCCCCCAGAUGUCUGCAUGGGUUUGCUCCAGUUUCUUCCUGCAGCGCAAAGAUAUGCAGGUUAGGUAGUUUGGCCAUGCUAAAUUGUCCAUAGUACCCAGGGAUGUGCAGGCUAAGUGGGUUAGCAAUGGGAAAUACAGGGAUAGGAUAGGGGUUUGGGGUCUGGGUGGGAUGCUCUUCAGAGGGUUGGUGCAGACUUGAUGGGCCGAACGGUCUGCUUCCACACUGUAGAGAAUCUGAUGAUAGCCAUUCCACUUUUGCUGCAUUUCAAAAGCAUGUUGCAGUACGUGCUGUACAGUUUGAAACCUCUCCUGUAAAAAUUGCAUAUGCCCAAGAUGAAAAUUCCAUUGCACUUAAGUGUGGAUUUUUAUUCUACUUUGGCUGCUUCUCAUUUAAAGUUAGUGCCAAACAUUUAAUAGCACUUUCUACUUUGUGGGAUUUUUUCCUUCGAAUGUUCAAAACAGAUGAUGUGACGUCUGUCUAUCACAUAAUAAAUUUUCCCUCUUGCUGCAUCCUACGUGUGCAUGGUACUUGUGCAACAUUUCUGAGCACUGGAGCUUUAAAGUUAUGCUGUGGGAUAAUGGGUACAAAGGAAAGUUGUUUGUUUUUGUCUGUAAUUCCCCUCAAGUGUAGGUGAGACAGGAUUUCCAGAGUUGCUAUGUUCUAAGGCACUGUUGGACAUUACACUUCUUGUAAAGACAAGUGAAAUCGAGCUUCUUGACCUAAAUAUUGGACUGGGAUAAAUAAUCUGUUGUGUGGCCCAUUCUGAGGUCAUAAAAUCUCCAUUGGCAGUGUGUAUCCAGCUACUCAAAAUUGUGGUAAUAAGUUAGUUUUCUUAUUUGGGUUGCCACAAAUGAAUGAGCCUACAUGCAGGCCCAAAUAUGUGAAUUGUGUAGUAAUUCUUUUAUAGUCUGUCCAGCUAACAUCAAAGGGGUCAGUUAGUGUGAAUGUUUUUUGAGUUCAUCAUUGAGGUGAGGAUACAUUUUUGUUCUAACCAAGGGGAUCUUCAGUGUGCUCUUGGGUCGUAAUGUUAGGAUUUUACUUCAUUUCUCUGUCUGGGAAGUGAACUGUGGCCCAUUUUGUAGCAUAUGCUUCUCAAGAAGCCUGGUUUAUACACUGGCAGAGUGCUAUGCGAACCUGGAUUUAACUGGCAGCAGAACAUUAUACUUGGUUCUUCAUAGUUCAGCCACCAGUUUUCAUCUUGGAAAGAAAAAGCCAUUUCAACAUAUCAAUGUAUCUGCACUAUUAGAGAGUUUGCUGGCUGGUUUCUGCUGGCCAGGAGUCAGCUAAAUUAUCUGCUGCUUGCUGUCCAAUGCAUUGCUCCAGGCAUUGUCUCAUAGAUGCACAUGUAAUCCCUCUGCUAGGUUAGAUAGGUUUCAGGAGCCUUAAAAGAUAGCUUGUCAGAGCACAGCAUUGUUCAAUUGUCUGCUGCAACAGGUGAUAUUUUCUUGAGGACUUGGAGGAUUAAAGGAUAAAUACAAUUGCUCAUGUUAAUUUUAGUUGCCAGUUUUAAAAUGAUCAAAAGCAGGAAUUUUAUUUCCUUUCCCUAUCUAUCAUAGCAACAUUCUUUUUUUAAUUUCUAACCAUCACUUGCUAACCUUCCAAACCAAAAUAAUAUCAUCAGCUCCACUUUGUAUAAAGGUAAAGUUGCCAUAGUCCCAAAGGGCUGCAUUCUCAUUAUAGAGAAAUGACUGGUGUUGGUUUAACAUGUGGGUCAGCAUGCGUCAGAUGAGGGGAGAGAUUGAGAAGCUGAGCCCAUCAUGGGUAAUCUCAGCCAGUGCGGGAAUUGAACCCACAUUAUUGGCAUCACUUUGCAUCACGAACCAGACAUCCAGCCAACUGAACUGAACUGACCUCCUAAUUUAUGAUUGCCAUGGAAAAUCAGACCAGAUCAAUUAUCUUUAUGCGCUUUGUUCAAAGGGAAAAUCGUUGCACUGGGGUUAGCAUUGGUGAUUGUCUACAGCAGAGAUUUUCUGCAUUGCAUAUCAAGCCAUUUGUUUUUAAGUAUUUUCCUGCUUUCAUUUGGUCUGUUAUCAAUUGCAGUCUGCAGGUUUGUUCCCUUACACAAUGUACUGGGAUUUAAUCUAAUUUUCACUGGGAACACAAUGCCCUAGCUCAUCACUUGUGGUCAGAUUCCUUCAGCUAUGGGCAUUGAAAGGGUACAUUGGAUACUUGAUUUCCUUCUUUCAGACUUGAAGACCAUGUAUGGGUUUAAUUACGCUCAUUGUUUUGCUUUUAUUGUAUCUUGUACAGUAAUUGAAAAUCUUAAGUAAAAAAACAUUGAAAUAAAUGUCAUUGAUCAGUG
Molecule: messenger RNA, 4829 nt
Organism: Rhincodon typus (whale shark)
Lineage: Eukaryota; Metazoa; Chordata; Chondrichthyes; Orectolobiformes; Rhincodontidae
Gene: znf414
Product: zinc finger protein 414
Exons: 5
Coding region: 247-1188 (313 amino acids)
Source: RefSeq, a predicted model, not a curated record